Messenger RNA from Pan troglodytes (chimpanzee), 1703 nucleotides. RefSeq names its product mature T cell proliferation 1 (gene MTCP1). The record is from RefSeq and is a predicted model, not a curated record. Bases 475 to 798 code for a protein of 107 amino acids. Gene Ontology annotation, molecular function: protein serine/threonine kinase activator activity. Lineage: Eukaryota; Metazoa; Chordata; Mammalia; Primates; Hominidae. The transcript has 7 exons.
GCCCGGGCGCCUGGGCAGGCGCCUCCCGAGUACCGGCGCCCAUUUUGCCCGCCCGCUAAGGAGACCCGUGCGCGGCCUACACGCUUGGGGGACAGCCCUUUAAGACGACAUCUCCGCGAACGCCGGCCUCUUGAGCCAGGGGGACGCUCUUUUGAAAGUCAGUCCCAAAACAGUUAAGGUUUUAUUUUAUUUUGUUUUAUUUCCAAGUCACAGCCCCCGAAUCUCGUACAACUCUCCCUGGACCACUUCCGGUUGCCGGCCCGCGCCUCAUAACUUCGGUUCGAGUGACCUCGGCCCGGGAUGCCCCUCGGCUCACCCCGGGCUCACGUCGCGAUCCUGGCUUGAGUGGCCCAGGGUGGGAGACCUGGAAGUUUUAGCCUAGCUGUUCUCAAGGCGGAUUAAUUAGCCCAAGAAACAUUAUAUUCAUGCUUAGGUGGAGAAAAGCAGGGCUAGAAUUGGAACCCAAAGCCCAGAAUGGCAGGAGAGGAUGUGGGGGCUCCACCCGAUCACCUCUGGGUUCACCAAGAGGGUAUCUACCGCGACGAAUACCAGCGCACGUGGGUGGCCGUCGUGGAAGAGGAGACGAGUUUCCUAAGGGCACGAGUCCAGCAAAUUCAGGUUCCCUUAGGUGACGCAGCUAGGCCAAGUCACCUUCUUACCUCCCAGCUACCUCUCAUGUGGCAACUCUACCCGGAGGAGCGCUACAUGGAUAACAACUCUCGCUUGUGGCAGAUACAGCAUCAUUUAAUGGUCAGGGGAGUACAGGAGCUGUUGCUUAAGCUUUUGCCUGAUGACUAACCUGGUGCUGGGAUUCUACGAAGAUAUGCUCCUUUGUUCUGUUCAGUAUUUGGCAAUCACUUCAUCCACUACUGCAGUGCACCCACCCUUGGGCCUGGGGGGAGGGAGUGGGUUGAAAAACUGCUCAAGAAACAGAAGUUUAGCAAGGGUCAUGAAGAAUACUGCAAGUGAAACUGCAGAGAGAGGUUACGUAGGCAGAAAGCAAGUCAACAAAAGCACUUAGUCAGGAUCCGUAACUUGAAAUUGACUCCUUUGGAAAUUGCCAUAGAACCCUUAAUGGACAUCAUCGGCUGGACCUGGGAUCUGAUGAAUCCCACAAAAGUCAGCACCUUCUACAGAACAGAUGCCCUGAUCACCAAGGACUUGGUACUGAUUUAGAGAGAAGAGAGCAGCUCCUAGCAGCAUCAACAUCUAUUUGUCGCUUAUUUGCCCUGCAGCAAUUCACCUGCCUUUCCUUCUCCCAUCCUUUUUCUGGAUAUGCCGCAGAAGGAUCCGUGCCAGAAGCAAGCCUGUGAGAUACAGAAAUGUUUACAAGCCAACAGCUACAUGGAAUCAAAGUGUCAGGCUGUCAUCCAAGAACUGCGUAAGUGUUGUGCUCAGUAUCCCAAGGGAAGAUCUGUCGUCUGUUCAGGAUUUGAAAAAGAAGAGGAAGAAAAGCUAACACUGAAGUCUGCAUCAAAGUAAAGUUCUUCUGAAGCUGCUCCAUGUUUCCACCAAAUGAAUUUUUUUUAUCCUCCUGACUUUCUUCAGGCCAGGUAGCAGCAAAUAGCAAAUGAAAAAGUCAGCUAGAAAAGUUAAUGAAUAUGCCAUCUAUGCAGAACAGGCAGAAAUAUAAACACAUUAAAAGACAAAUAUGUAGAAUGUAAUAUACUGAGCUGCUAAAAUAAACCUGUUUAAGAGAAAAA